Messenger RNA from Poecile atricapillus (Black-capped chickadee), 2036 nucleotides. RefSeq names its product RAB36, member RAS oncogene family (gene RAB36). The transcript is spliced from 12 exons. The coding region runs from base 125 to 925 and encodes 266 amino acids. Gene Ontology annotation, molecular function: GTP binding; GTPase activity. The record is from RefSeq and is a predicted model, not a curated record. NCBI's taxonomy places the organism in Eukaryota, Metazoa, Chordata, Aves, Passeriformes, Paridae.
UGCGUCACCAGCAACCUGCUGGCGCUACUGUUCUUGCAAUGUUGAGAUAAGGAGGGUUGUGAUGCCAUGGAGACACUGUGUUCCCAGCCUUCCCUGUCCCGUAGAAUUUAACUGAACUUGGAGGAUGAAGUCCAGCCUAAUGCAUUUGGUUCCACCAGUGAAUAGAGAAAGAAUAAUCUCCAAGUUUCCCAAGUGGUACACGCCUGAAGCCUGUCUGCAGUUUAAAGAGCACUUCCAUGCACAGGUCAGGACUGCUUGUCAGCAGAGCACUGGAACAGCUGGGCUGAAAAUAUCCAAAGUGGUUGUGGUAGGAGACCUGUUUGUUGGGAAAACCAGUCUCAUCAACAGAUUUUGUAAAGAUAAAUUUGACCGAGACUACAAGGCAACCAUUGGAGUAGAUUUUGAGACUGAACGUUUUGAGAUAAUUGGAAUGCCAUAUAACCUCCAGAUAUGGGACACAGCAGGUCAGGAGAAGUUCAAGUGCAUUGCGUCUGCUUAUUACCGAGGAGCAGAGGUUAUAAUAACAGUGUUUGAUCUGGCUGAUAUCCAAACUUUGGAUCACACCAAACAGUGGCUAGAAGAUGCAUUGAGAGAGAACGAGCCAGAUUCCAGCUUCAUCUUUCUGGUUGGAACAAAAAAAGAUUUGGUGUCAGAUGCUGUGUGUGAAAGGACAGAGCUGGAUGCCAUCCGUUUUGCCAAGGAGAUGCAGGCAGAAUACUGGUCGGUUUCAGCCAAAACAGGAGAAAAUGUCAAAGAAUUCUUCUCCCGUGUUGCUGCCUUGGCCUUUGAACAGUCCAUGAUAAAGGAGCUGGAGAACACUCCUGGGCACAGGGCCCAAAUUGGGGCAGGAAAUCUCAUCAAAGUAGAGAAGAACAUUAUGGAAGUUCCAGAAGACAAAACUCAAGUCAGCCUGAGUUGCUGCUAACUGUCAGCUGUUUCUGCAAGUGCCACACUUCUCUGCAACAAUGUUCUCAAACCAGAACUAGAGAGCUUUAAUUUUAGAAAUGAGGGAGGAAAAACUUACCCAAACUUUCUUGCUCAGAGUUCCCUUGCUGCUGCAGGCUCCCUGUGUAGGGUGGUACAAUUGUUAUGUAAACCUUUCUUUGUGUAGUUGAAACAUAGCGUCCUUGUCUUAAUGCAAGAAGACAUUGCCAGUGCCAUGGGCUCACCUAUCUGCCAGAAAGGCUUGUAGUCAAAAAUGAUGUCAUUUUAGUGUGCUGGUUUUUGAUAAUUCUCUAGAAAUCUUAGCUGGUGAAGUGGCAUUCUCAUGGGAGCAGAAGACAAGUGGUAGUUCAGAAUGAAGGGAGACAUCAAUAUGGUUUUGUCUUUUAAAAUCAUCGUGUGAAAUAAUUCUGAUUUGCUUUUAUGCAUUCCAAGUAUUUUAAAACUAAUUGAAAACAAAUCUUUUUAAGUAUCAGGUUGGAAGUACACAAAUGCAGACUGCAUAGUUUCCACUGUGGUUUCUGUGUCCAGGAAAAAUGUGUACUACUUUUCAUUUUCCACUUGAGAAUCAGAGCCCAGUAUUAAAUAUUUCCAAAGAAGUCCAGGUAGGAACUUGGUUGUUUUAACACAGCUGCCUAAUGUUUUGAAAACGUUGCCAGAUAAGAAUGCUAUUCUUUUCCAUUCUCUUGAAUAAGAAAGGAUGGUCACACAGGUGCAUAAUAUGGAAGACAUAUUAUUUACCUCUAAUUUUUCCAAUAUCUCUCUGAACUCUAAUGCUCUGUUGUAUCUAGCUUAGAAUUCCAUAUUUCUAGGAUUCAUAUCCAGCAUUUUAGGCUUGCUGACAUAAAAAAAAAAUUAAAAAAAUAUGUAUACAAUGCUCUAAAUUUAAUACUGCAAUUAUUUUAAAUGGAGAGAAAGAAGAAAAUGUAUGAAGAGUUAUAAGGUACAGUUUCUUGAGAUAUUUAUCCAAUCAUUGCAGAAACAACAUUAUCUUUAAAAAUAAUUAUAAUAAGACUCAGAUUUGAGCUGCUGAAAAAUAAAGACAUUUGUUAAUAAAGAAAUGCAUCAAUCUGAAAAUAUUCUGGAUUUUCUGC